UUAAAAAUGAAAUGAAUUUGAAAUCAUAUGGUAGUUAGGGUUGCGGUGGAGGAUGGCGGGAAAGAGGAAGAGGAAGAGCGGCGGCGAGCGGCGGGGGAUCCACCACCGAAAUAGGUACGCCGAUAAUCCGCCGGAUUUCGCGCAGCUGGCGUCUUUAUACCCGAGUUUUGAGCCAUAUGUCUUCUACUCACGCGACGGCUGCCCUAGAAUUGAUUGGACGGAUUUCAAUGCUACCCGCGAGUUGACUCGGGUGUUGCUGCUUCACGAUCACGGCGUUAAUUGGUGGAUUCCUGAUGGGCAGCUCUGUCCUACCGUGCCCAACAGAUUGAAUUACAUCCACUGGAUAGAAGACCUUCUCGCCUUGGAUAUCCUUCCUGCCACCAGAGCUGAAGGCGAUAUCACAACAGGUUUUGAUAUUGGUACCGGGGCAAAUUGUAUUUAUCCACUUCUUGGUGCAUCUGUUCUUGGUUGGAAGUUUGUUGGUUCAGAUAUUACUGAUAUAGCUAUAGAGUGGGCAAAUAAAAAUGUUGAGAGCAAUCCUCAUUUAUCCAACUUGAUUGAGAUCAGAAGGGCUGGUACAGGGAAUGGUGUGGGAAAAUCAGAAAGUAAUCCGAUUUUAAGCAGUGAAGGUGGUGUUCUGUUGAGCAAUCCAGGGGCUGAAAAUGUUGGGUUUCUGGCAUCUUCGGUUCUUGAAACUGAGUUGAAUGCAAAGAAGUAUUAUGAUGGGCCACCUGUACUUCUAGGCAGUGUAAAGGAUGGUGAGCAUUUUGACUUUUGCAUGUGCAAUCCCCCAUUCUUUGAGACGAUGGAGGAAGCAGGUUUGAAUCCAAAGACUUCUUGUGGAGGCACUCCAGCGGAAAUGGUCUGUUCUGGCGGUGAACAUGCUUUUAUUAAACGCAUCAUUGAAGAUAGUGUUACAUUGAAGGACAGAUUUAGAUGGUACUCUUCUAUGGUAGGAAGAAAACUGAACCUCAAUAUUCUGGUAUCUGAGCUCUGGAAAGUUGGAGCUACCGUGGUGAAGACAACAGAAUUUGUCCAGGGCAGGACAUCAAGGUGGGGUCUCGCAUGGUCCUUUUUGCCAGUUUCAAGAAAGAUAUCAUCUUCUCAGAAAGUCGAAGAGAAUAAUCUAUCUUUCAUGCUGGAGGGCCUUCAACGUCAACAUGGUGCCUUUCACGUGUUACAGUCUGUGGAAUCAUAUCUCUCCAGUAAUGGUGCAUCCAGUAAACUAGAUGCUGCUGCUUUUAAUGUUGAUAUUACAAUUUCAAGGAAUCAAAUUAAUGCAAUUCUCAAACCUGAGACAUGUAACCUAUCCAAUUCUUCAAACAAUAACCAUGGCGAAGUGGAUAGCCUGGUGUUUCGCAUUACAGUCUUUCAGCAACAUCCGGGAGCGCUCUUGGUGAGAGGAAAAUUGCUCGAAAGAUCAACUUCCAUUUCAGCUAUGUUUUCUUUAAUUUUUCGUCGUCUCAAAGAAGUUCUGACCACUAAGUUCUGUCCUGGAAGAGCAUUGGUGAAUCAGCCCAUCCCUAUAACCCAAGCACGAGAGUGAAAACUGGGUGAACCACGAUCUUCACACAAGUGACAUUUGUCGAAAAUGCUCAGAUUGUGAGUCUCCUCAACCCACAAUUAUGCAACUAGUUGUGAUGCUGUGAAACAGAAAUGGUCAAGACAGUUGAACAUACAGUACUUCAUGGAUCAUGAAAUCGGGUGAAACACGACAACGGAAUAAAGGUGUGAUUUCUGAAAUCUGAUAAGCAUGGUUUGAUGUAUGAGUAUGAAUUACUGGUCCUCUCUAAACCAGGCAGAAAAACUCAUUUGAUUUUCGUUUAGUUUUACUUAUAGUACUUAUGUAAUGUUACAAGUUCACUCUAUUAAAAUAUAGUGCCCAAAUAUUUUUUCCA
Molecule: messenger RNA, 1898 nt
Organism: Salvia hispanica
Lineage: Eukaryota; Viridiplantae; Streptophyta; Magnoliopsida; Lamiales; Lamiaceae
Gene: FIO1
Product: methyltransferase
Biological process (GO): rRNA base methylation
Cellular component (GO): nucleus
Molecular function (GO): 23S rRNA (adenine(1618)-N(6))-methyltransferase activity
Source: RefSeq, a predicted model, not a curated record